AUGCCAGAGAAGCAGAGUGGACUGUCCAGUGUCAGGGCUAUGGACUCUGAGACUUUCCACUUUGUCAGCUAUGUACCAAUUCGAGGACGAUUGUUUGAGUUGGAUGGUUUGAAACCACAUCCCAUUGACCAUGGCCCUUGGGAAAAGGGAGAAGACUGGACAGAGAAAUUUCGCAAAGUCAUCUCGGACCGGCUUGGAUCUGGAGGCGAGCCAUAUCACGAUAUUCGGUUUAACCUCAUGGCGGUAGUCCCUGACAGACGCCAGCUUCUGGAACAAAAACUGGCCACCCUUCGGAUCAAUUUCAAAAUUGUGACUGAAGCCUUACAGCAGCCUACGUCUAUCUUGAAAACAGCACCAUCUGUGACAACUGUUGCAUCUUGUUCAUCUGUAGUAUUUGCCGCAGACAGUCAGACAGUCAGACCAGCUCCAGAAAUCAAUGUUAAUAACUAUGAUCCCAUGAAGUUGAGAUCAUCAUCAGCAUCGUCUACAUCCUCAUCUAAACCAAGUUCUUUCAUCACCACAGAGGUUUCUCAGGCGGACACACAGCCAAGUUCAUUAGCAGACUUGUCGUCAGUGGGUCUCUCUUCAGAAUCAAAAUCUGAAGUACAGAUUAAAGAAGAUCUUGAAAAGAUAGAUGAAUCUUCUGGGGUGAAACAAGAACAGAUGGAUACAACAGAAGCCAGCUGUGACCCGCAUAUGAAACUUCCUGUCAAGGUUGAGAACUGCCUAGAGUCCACCUCUGCACUUCCUGGUUCUGAAGGUGGUGGCAGUAAUGUGGCGGAUGUCACGAAGCCGCUGAGCAUUGAGACCAAGUUCAACACCUCUCCUUGUGCUGCCAGCAGUGAGAGCACAGACACCGCCAGUGAGAUAGGCAGUGUGUUCAGCUCCCCAGGCAGUCUCAACACAAGUUCCUGUCAGAGCAGCCCCCAGUUUUCUGAUGGCAACACCACUGGAGGACAUCCCCACAAGAGAAAGAGGAGAUCCAGCCAUGCAUUCACACCUAAGGAUCUGCUGGACCUUUUGAAGAAUGUGGAAAAUGAAAUUGCCAUUUGUGAGAAUCAUCUCAAGGAAGAGAAUGAGAAACGCAAGAAAUACAAGAUCGAUGCAUGUCGGAGAACACACAACUACGACCAGUUCAUCAUGACUUUUCUGAAAAUGUUGGCAGAGCAAGGACUGCUGGGAGAUCUCAUGGAAGAAAACAUGGCUAUCAAGAAGCCAGGAGGGACUGCAGUUGCAGCGCCAAAAAUCGCCAAGAAAAGUCUGUUGAAGGUUUCGGAGAAAAAGAAGAAAGCAAGGAUUAAAAAGAGAGGGAAAAAAUAG
Messenger RNA from Candidula unifasciata, 1320 nucleotides. The record is from the annotation of a GenBank genome assembly. NCBI's taxonomy places the organism in Eukaryota, Metazoa, Mollusca, Gastropoda, Stylommatophora, Geomitridae.